Acipenser ruthenus (sterlet) is the source of this 2740-nucleotide messenger RNA. Its product is annotated as cyclin-L1-like. Gene Ontology annotation, biological process: regulation of transcription by RNA polymerase II. The transcript has 6 exons. The record is from RefSeq and is a predicted model, not a curated record. Gene Ontology annotation, cellular component: nucleus. Bases 587 to 1426 code for a protein of 279 amino acids. NCBI's taxonomy places the organism in Eukaryota, Metazoa, Chordata, Actinopteri, Acipenseriformes, Acipenseridae. Gene Ontology annotation, molecular function: cyclin-dependent protein serine/threonine kinase regulator activity.
AAAAUAUUUUGAUAUUAUUUUAUUGCAACGUCUAAUAUGUGCUAGUUAUAUUGUGUACACUGAAGACCAGUGAGGGGUUUAUUUUAAGAAAAACACCAAAGCAAGCAACAAUGUGACUCGAACAUGUUUAGCCUUCAUUAUGCUCCCAAUGCAUGUGUCACUGAUCUCUUAAUUUAUAUUACUGUACGGUAAAACUUUGAAACGUUCGGCAAAACGCAGCAACUCCAACGUAGAGUGGACUUUAGACUUGAAAUUGUUACAAACUGUUCUGUACCAGUAGCGUGAAUAGAAGCAGUAUGCGUGUUUUGCUUUUAAUAAAUAAAUAAAACAAAAUAUGUAAUGUAAUCUGCACCAGCUAAAAAAAAAAAGUCACUAAUAAAAGUAACCAGCACAGUUUAAAACACGAACGCCACUUCUGUCACAAGUCCGAAGUAUUCUUUGUUUCCUGUUUGGUUUUUUUUGGCGGACGACUACACUGCUGAGCCUGCUCACGGUGUUGUUCACCUCUCACGUCACUGGUUGCGUUUCUCCUUUCUUCCCGGUAUACUUACUGUAGUACUGUUCGUUUAGUUGUUUGUAAGUGAAGAUGGCGUCUGAUGGUCACUUUGGUGUUACCAACUCGUCUACGGGUAAUGAAGGCAUUCUUAUUGGAGAUAAAGUUUAUUCCGAGGUUUUCCUCGCUAUUGACAACUCGCUUAUCCCGGAGGAGAGACUCUCUACAACCCCGUCUAUGUCAGAUGGCCUCGACCUCCACAACGAAACAGACCUGCGCAUCCUUGGCUGUGAAUUAAUCCAGUCCGCUGGAAUUCUUCUCCGUUUACCGCAGGUGGCCAUGGCUACAGGCCAGGUUCUUUUUCAUCGAUUUUUCUACUCGAAGUCCUUUGUCAAACACAGCUUUGAGAUUGUUGCCAUGGCUUGUGUGAAUCUUGCCUCGAAGAUUGAAGAAGCACCACGGCGAGUAAGAGAUGUAAUAAACGUGUUUCAUCAUUUAAGGCUUCUUAGAGGAAAAAGGACACCAACUCCAUUGAUACUUGAUCAGAACUACAUUAACACCAAAAACCAAGUAAUCAAAGCAGAGAGGAGAGUGCUGAAGGAACUGGGUUUCUGCGUUCAUGUCAAGCAUCCCCACAAGAUCAUUGUAAUGUACCUUCAAGUUCUUGAGUGCGAGAAAAAUCAAACCCUCGUCCAAACAGCCUGGGUAGUCCAUGAUGGUAAGUCUCAUAGAAAGAACUCUGAACUCUGCUCCUUCAACCACAUGACCUCAGGAAUCUCCCAAUUGGCUGCCCUUCUCUCCAGCCAAUCCAGUGCAAGCUCUCAUCCGAGAUUCACUGAAGUGGUCCUUAUUCACCUGGCAACAUCAUCUUGUUUUCUUGGGUGUCAAAGGAUUUGUAUUUUUGCUUCCAGAUGUAAUUGUUCAUUUAAGUAGCAAUGUAGACAUUUUAAAUGCACUGUUUUUGUAUUUAGAUACAAAUAACUAAAACUAUACAUUGCAAAACCAAUUUAUGCUAUUAACAGUCUUUUUUUUUUUUUUUUUUUUUUUUACAAAAGUUUAGAAGUAGAUAUUUACAUAUCUUCUUACAUAAGUAUUAGAAAAUGUGACUUAGUCUUGAGGAAUCUGUUUUCCAGGCUCCAGUCCUCAUAAACUGGGUCUUCAAGCAGAGAAGAUUGUAAGCGUAUCCUGUAAAUGGAACCCUUAAUCUUGCUUACUAAGACUUCAUCUUGGGAUGGGUUGGGUUUUCUUUUGAAUUGAGAAACUAAAUUUAACGGUAGUUUGCGCUGUACAGUUCUUUUGCCAUCUACAGAUCAAGUUCAGACAUGUUGCCAGACAUAUCAUCUUUGAAAUGCAAAGAAGUAUUUAUGUUGAUGUACAAGUAAAACCAGUCCUAGAUGACCACUUGGUCAGUAACCACUUUUAAUGAUUCAGUUGAUAGGAACUUUUAUUUUAAGGACUGGUAUUUAACACAGGUUUUACUUGUUUUCAAAUUCCUUUUUCCUCAUUUACUCCUUUGGAAUAAUUGAGUGAAAUUUGUUAGCCAAAAAAUAUCUGUAGCUUUGUCAAGGAUGUAUCUUCCAAUUUCUGAAUUGUAUAAUGUUUCACAAGCAUUAAAGGCUGCACAAGCCCUUUCAAAUUGCACUAAAAACAGGAAACCUAAUACAAAAUAAAACAAAAGUGAUCAAUAUUUGUUUAAACAGCAAUAUUAAACUUAUUCCAAAAUCCCUAAUUUCUAGUGAGCAUAUAACGUAAAUUAGUUUGGGAUUUUUAAAUCCCUUUAUUUCAAUCAUGUUAAGUAUGAUUGGUUAAGUCCUGUAGGCAAAUUUUCAUCAGAUUCAUACCGAUAACACAGAAGUGGUUACCAGUGGAAAUACUUGGUAUUGAAGAUCACUGCAUCAAGGAAAUACAUUUAAAUAUGCAUUUGAUUGGGAACAUCUGGACAUCUUGGAUUUUCUUGAAGCACAUUCCAUUAGGGAUCUAGUCAGACUUAACAUAUUCCCGAUCAGUGCUUUGCACAGAUGAUUUGUUGAGUUGGUUUAUCUUUUUCCUUUCUUGAAUAUGCAGUGAAUUGAGGCAUAUUUUGGAGCCAAAUAAAAGCAGAUGUUCUAUGAUGUGGAGAGAAAAAAAGGACAAGUUAAAUUGAGUCUCCAAAUGCUGUGACAUGUUUCUUAAUGCAUGCUUUCCUUUAGCUUUCAUUUAAUCAGCAUAGUGAAUGGGUCAGGAUUGUUUUGAUUGUUUUUCAGGAAC